UGCCGUCGGAUAAAAAAUCUCGUGCUUGUAAGCCAUCCAAAAGGCGUAACCCAGAAGAACAAAAAUGGCGUCGUUGCGCUCUCACAUAGAGACAGUCCUAUGGACCAAGGACGAAAUCUCCAGCCGAGUCACCGAGCUAGCCUCCGAAAUCUCUGCCGAUUUCGGCGCCGCCGAUUCACCAGUCCUUGUUGGCGUCGCCACAGGGGCCUUCAUCUUCUUGGCCGACCUGGUCAGGAACAUCCAACUUCCCGUUUCCGUCGAUUUCGUUCGCGCCGAAUCCUACGGCUGCGGAACCCUCUCCAGUGGUGUCCCCAAGCUCUCUCUCGACUUGAAGGUUGAUGUCAAGGGCAAGCACGUCAUUCUGGUUGAGGACAUUGUUGACACGGGAAACACUCUGUCCAGUCUGAUUGCAUAUUUGGAAUCAAAAGGAGCAUCCUCUGUAUCAGUGUGUGCCUUACUCGACAAACCAACAAGAAGAAAGGUUCAUUUUCAGCUCGUGGGUGAAGGGAAGUUUUACCGGGGUUUUGAGGUGAGUAAAGGGCGAGGAGCUUUGGCAGGGGCUACAUUCCCAUUAGAAUCAUAAAUUAUGACACCAGAAAAAUCUGGUAGCUGGCACUUCCCUCCCAUAAGUAUGUUCUUCUUCCAGACCGAGAACUCUCCACUAAACAUGCUUUCUCCACCGUUUGACGUUCGGAUUGUUGCUUCGGUGUUGGGUUCUAUUACAGGGUCAUCGCUAUCAGGAACAUAGCAUGCUACCCAAUGAUUACGCCAUUUACGUGAAUGAGAAGCACACAUGAGCAGAGCAAUGGCACACACAAGAAGAGUCAUCGCUGCUAUGCAGAGUUGAAAUGUGCUUGGAAGAGUAUGCAUCAAUAGAAACUGGCGAGCCAUGGGGGAAAAGUGUGAUGCUGGGUUAUGCCUGAGAUAGUCAGAGAAAGGGUUUAAGUAAUCUUCAUGUUGGCCAAAAUGGGGUUGUUUGGAUUAGGAAGAUUCGUUAAGAUUGUAGCUUUAAACUUUUGACCAAGUUAUAUGGUUUCGGUGAUCUCUGACCACUGCUCCAUCUGAUGUAACUUUUACUACCAUGUUUUUUUCUUCUCUCUUCGGCUCAAACGUUUCCUUUGUUUAUAGAUAAUGCAACUUCUGCUCCAUCUGACACCCACUUUCCUUUGUGGGUUAGGUGACAUCUUUCUGAAAUAAUAAGGGGCUCAUCUAGGCCCUGAUGUUGCAUCGAUAGACCUCGACUCGUUGUUGAGAUCGAGCCCAAGUCCCAGUUAAGAUACAAUCUUGAAAUACUUUCAGAAUACUACAUCAUGAUUUGGAAAAACACAUAGUAAUAUGAAAAAGUGAUCUUUUGUUGUGUA
Messenger RNA from Carya illinoinensis, 1361 nucleotides. RefSeq names its product hypoxanthine-guanine phosphoribosyltransferase. The record is from RefSeq and is a predicted model, not a curated record. The transcript has 3 exons. NCBI's taxonomy places the organism in Eukaryota, Viridiplantae, Streptophyta, Magnoliopsida, Fagales, Juglandaceae. Gene Ontology annotation, biological process: GMP salvage; purine ribonucleoside salvage; IMP salvage. Bases 65 to 583 code for a protein of 172 amino acids. Gene Ontology annotation, molecular function: magnesium ion binding; hypoxanthine phosphoribosyltransferase activity.